Messenger RNA from Zygosaccharomyces rouxii, 603 nucleotides. RefSeq names its product 60S ribosomal protein uL13. The transcript has a single exon. Gene Ontology annotation, cellular component: cytosolic large ribosomal subunit; ribosome. Gene Ontology annotation, molecular function: mRNA binding; structural constituent of ribosome. Gene Ontology annotation, biological process: translation; negative regulation of translation. Lineage: Eukaryota; Fungi; Ascomycota; Saccharomycetes; Saccharomycetales; Saccharomycetaceae. The coding region runs from base 1 to 603 and encodes 200 amino acids. The record is from RefSeq and is a predicted model, not a curated record.
AUGUCUACCUUUGAGCCAGUUGUUGUUAUUGACGGUAAGGGCCACUUGGUGGGUCGUUUGGCUUCCAUUGUUGCCAAGCAACUAUUGGAAGGUCAAAAGAUCGUGGUUGUGAGAGCUGAAGCUUUGAACAUCUCUGGUGAAUUCUUCAGAAACAUGUUGAAAUACCACGACUACUUGAGAAAGGCUACUGCUUUCAACAAGAACCGUGGUCCAUUCCACUUCAAGGCUCCAUCAAGAAUCUUCUACAAGGCCGUUCGUGGUAUGGUUGCUCACAAGACCGCUCGUGGUAAGGCCGCUAUGGAACGUCUCAAGGUUUUCGAAGGUAUCCCACCUCCAUAUGACAAGAAGAAGAGAGUUGUGGUUCCUCACGCUUUGAGAGUUUUGAGAUUGAAGCCAGGUAGAAAGUACACUAACUUGGGUCAAUUGGCUACCUCUGUCGGCUGGAAAUACGAAAACAUCGUUUCCAAGUUGGAAGAAAAGAGAAAGGUUAGAUCUGCUGAAUACUACGCCAAGAAGAAGGCUUUUACCAAGAAGGUCGCUACCGCUAAGGCUGCUACUUCUGAAACUGAAGCCGCCAAGAAGUUGGCUGCUCUCGGUUACUAA